Molecule: messenger RNA, 1042 nt
Organism: Arachis ipaensis
Lineage: Eukaryota; Viridiplantae; Streptophyta; Magnoliopsida; Fabales; Fabaceae
Product: allene oxide cyclase, chloroplastic
Biological process (GO): jasmonic acid biosynthetic process
Molecular function (GO): allene-oxide cyclase activity
Source: RefSeq, a predicted model, not a curated record
CAUUUGCCAACCCUUUUUCAUCACAUUAAGUCACCAACUUUUGUGUUAUACCAAUACCAAUAUCUCUAUAUAUUUAAGUUUCAUAAGAUUAUUAGCAAUAUCAUUGAUCAUGGCCUCAUCAAGCUAUGCUUUGAGAACAAUCCCUGCUUCUUCUAUUAGGCCUGCUAACACAUCAUCAAGAUCAAUUUUCACAGCCCCACCUACCAAAUCAUCACUCUUACCAUUCACUUCAUCAUCAAACACAUCAAUCACUAGAAGCCUCAAGCUUAACUCCACUUUGCCACACUCUUCCUACUUCACUUCAGUUCCUAAGAAAUCAUUCUCUUGCAAGAGCCAGGCUGAGUCAUCUGAAGCUGCAGAGAGGGUUCAAGAACUGAGUGUUUAUGAGAUCAAUGAACGUGACCGUGGAAGCCCCAUUUACCUUAGAUUGAGCCAGAAAACUGUGAAUUCCCUUGGUGAUCUUGUACCCUUCACUAACAAGUUGUAUACUGGAGACCUUCAAAAGCGCAUAGGCAUAACAGCAGGUAUCUGCAUUUUGAUCCAAAACAAAGCAGAGAAAGGUGGUGAUCGUUAUGAAGCAAUAUACAGUUUCUACUUUGGUGACUAUGGCCACAUUGCUGUUCAGGGUCCAUACUUGACCUAUGAAGACACAUACCUUGCUGUCACAGGUGGUUCUGGAAUCUUUGAAGGUGUUUCAGGGCAAGUCAAGCUUCAUCAAAUUAUGUACCCUUUUAAGAUCUUGUACACUUUCUAUCUUAAGGGUAUUAAGGAUUUGCCAAAGGAGCUUAUUGUUGAAACUGUUGAGCCUAACCCUUCUGUUCAGGCCUCUGAUGCUGCUAAGAAUCUUGAGUCACAUGCUACAGUUCCUGGUUUUACUGACUGAUUACAGUUAUUGAAUAAUAAGUGAGGCGGCUAUGAUUUUUUUUUUUUUUUUUUGGUAGAUUUAAUAAUGAUUUUAGUAUGUAGUUGGUGGAUGGUGGUUAUGAUGAAAAGCUUGAUCAUUUGGAACUCUUUUUGAUAAGAAAUUGAUCAGAAAUGCUUU